Fusarium keratoplasticum is the source of this 2592-nucleotide messenger RNA. Its product is annotated as AAA domain-containing protein. The transcript has 8 exons. Gene Ontology annotation, molecular function: ATP hydrolysis activity; ATP binding. The record is from RefSeq and is a predicted model, not a curated record. The coding region runs from base 1 to 2592 and encodes 863 amino acids. Lineage: Eukaryota; Fungi; Ascomycota; Sordariomycetes; Hypocreales; Nectriaceae.
AUGGCUUCCCGGGACGAGAAUAACCUCAAAGGCCGAAAAGCCGGCAGAACUGGUGCCACUCGAGAAGAGGGCAGGUCCUCUACCCGCGACCGCUCAGCAAUGGACAAGACUAUUUCGCAAGAUCAUUCGAACUAUCAUGGUCAUGUUUUUUCAACAGCCCAUAAGGAAGACGACGGUUCAGACUCUGACGAUGAAUCUGAAAGUGAACGAGCGCACAAGCAGGCGGGAAAUGGAGAAGGCUCUAAGCAAAACGAUGGCCAAUUUGAUGAAGGAGAGGGCGGUAGAGAGGUUCUCUCUGAAGAGGAAGAAGACCUUGCGCAGCGACUAGCUGAACAGUUAAAAGUCAAGCUGAGCGACUUGGUUGAAGAAAAUUUCCCAUCAGGCUCUGCAGCCUCUCGGGUUAUGGACAACUUGGUGUCUACAGUUUCCCGCCUCCAGGUCGAGAACGAGAUGCUCAAGGAAGAACUCCAGGCUAUCAAGACAACCCAGCUCGCAUCCCCGGAACAAGCUUUUCAUGAAGCAAUUGGGUCAAACCAGGGCUCCGAGCUCGUCAAGUUUGUGACUUUCCAUGAGGUGCUCUGUUGGUGCUCCCGUGAGCCGACCUUGACGAGUUACUUGGACCCUCCUCGCCUUUUCAAGGGCGAUACAGAAAAUGAUCAUCUCAGAGGAACCAACGAGGUCGCCCAGGUGAAGGCGUACCUCGAAAGUCACCCAGAAAUUUCGUUUGCAGUUAUUGCACACUAUCGAUGUGAUAAGCCGUCAAUUCGAUCGAUAUUGACCAAGGAAGGGCAGCGCGGACCACGUGGCCGGGUUCUUAUCCAAGAUCAUUGCCCCAAAGAAGGUGGAAAGAAAGGCAUUAUGGUCGGUCCAGCUACACAGACUGGACUACAGGCCAUCAUCGAAGCGAACCCCGACCAGUUUCCUGGUUUUGAAGAUCCUCCUCGAUUUUUCAAUCUGUGGGGGGGUCGCUUCCUGAAAAAAUCCAGCUUCCAAUCGCUCCAAGAGCCAUUCACGCUCUUUUAUUUAUAUGGAAAGACUCUGACCAAGUCUUUCGGAGAGGUCGACUUAGAUGACUUGACAAGAGAGUCGCUGUUGCUGCUGUGUCAGUGGAUGGAGGACAACUUCAGGGAGGAAUGGGACAAAGCUGACGCCUUGUUUGCGCAAGGAAAGAUCGACUUGGCACACUUCCAGCUACUAUUCCGGCCCGGCGAACUAAUCGUUUCUGGUGGCUCUCACGAGGACAGGUCGUCAUUAGGAGGCUCGGUUGUCCCUUGGUUCUCAUUCAACACAGGUGGACUCGAUGGUAUCCAACUCUACACCUGGGUAUUCAACGGCCACCUAUUGUCUUCACGGUCAUCCUUUGAUCCACCACUAGAGCUUUCUUCAACCUCUCCCUCGAGUGACAGCCUUAUUGACAUCACAAGCCUUGACCAUUAUCCACUGAGAUUCGCGUCAAAAGGUGUUAAAGCAGGGCUAGUUGCCCGAGGGCAAAGAUUCUGGGCAUGCAGACGUCAGAAACUCGUUUGUUACAACGAGAAUAUCGCGGGCAGUGCCUUUCAGACUGAGAGGCGAUUCAUGGUUGACUACGAUAUGUUCAGACGCUUACACCCUAGCAACUUAGCUUUCAAACGCGACUUCAUUGAUCAACUUCCUGCAUUUCAAUUCAGUAAUAUUGAGGAGCCACCCGAAGAGUUCUUGUACUGUCUCCCGCCGGAGAUCCACGGAUUUGAUUUCACCACCAAGACCUGGAAGGCCUUGGAAGUAGACCGCAUCACAGAUGUGACGUGGAACAAGAAGGCAUUCUCGCAGCUUGUUGCGCCCCCCGAGACUAAAGAGCUAAUCCAGGCCGUGGUGUCAGCUCAUGGGGAAAGAAAGAACAUGGGGCUAGACAUCAUCGAAGGCAAAGGUCAGGGGCUUCUGGUCUUGCUUCACGGUGGGCCUGGAACUGGCAAAACUCUGACAGCAGAGAGUAUCGCCGAGGAACAGGAGAGGCCUCUGUACAGGGUGACUUGUGGUGAUAUCGGAACUGAGCCCAGUGAGGUGGAACGGUAUCUUGGCGAUGUCCUUGAGAUAGGGAGAGCUUGGGGCUGUGUGGUUCUUCUCGAUGAGGCAGAUGUCUUUCUUGAGGAGCGGUCCUUUUCAGACCAGAAGCGAAAUGCCAUUAUUUCAAUCUUCCUCCGUAUCCUGGAGUACUAUGAUGGCAUCCUCAUAUUGACAACCAACCGCAUCGGCAGCUUUGACGAAGCCUUCAAGUCGCGCAUCCAGCUAGCCCUAGGCUACCCGCCACUUAACGAGGAAGACCGGCUCAAGAUCUGGAGCAACUUUGUGCAGAUGCUCCCUCGCACCAAGGACCGUGUCGACAUGGAGGACCUGCGGAUGAACCUACCCAAGUUGGCGCUGGUCAAGAUCAACGGGCGCGAGAUCCGCAACAUCAUCACCAUGGCGCGGCACCUGGCCAAGUUCCGAAAAGAGACGCUCCGGUAUCAGCACAUGCGGGACGCCCUAAGGUCAUCGCAGAAGUUCAGCGAGUACCUGAACCAGGUCAAGGGCGUCUCAGACGACGACUGGGCGAGGGCGGACAGGCUGAGGUAG